AUGCCUAGUGUUUUCAACAGAAGGGAAAACACGAGGAUAAUCACCGACAAGGCAUCCGACGACUUUUGUUCCGUUCAUCCCUUCUUUGUUUUGCAACUCGCCGUUCUGUUUAUUAUUGUCGGACACUACGAAACCAUUAUCGGAGAAGAAUGUCCCAAGCUCCGUGAAUUCAUUAAUUUGAUCACCUCUCCAAUCCACCUUGCACCUCUUUCUCAACUCACUCAAAUUUGUGUUCAGGAUGGAAAACACGCUGAGAAAAUUUUAGCAGUCAUUUUACUCUCCUCCACCCCUCAUACCUAUUCACGUACCCCCUCUGCAGCUGCUCGACGAAGCGCACCAGGCUCUUGGGGAAAGCGUCGAGCACGGGUACGCGGGAUUGGCGAAGUUUGUGGAGUGGAGUGCUUGGACGGAUGUCUUGAGUUCCGCGAGCAUUCCGGGGACCUGGUGGGUGAAGUGUUUUUGCUCGGACAGGUGGGAGAGGAGGGUGGUCAGAGCGGAGUGGAUGGACUGGAGUUGGGGGGAGUAUUGGGAGUUGGGGAGAUGUUUGGGGAGGUCGAAAAGAGUGAAAUUGAAAAUAGGCUCCAAAUAGGCUCUAAAAAUGGAUGCGCGAUUUUCAAAUUUAUGUUUCGUUGCCAUGUCUUGCAGCCUCUCAUGAUUUUCUUUCAGAGUCUUGAGGAGGCCUUUGAGGCCGGUGUUCAAAUCGUCGUCGAUUAUCGUUUUCACUUUGGGAAUUUUGGUGUCAACCAACGAUAUCAAGGCAGUCAGGUGGGAUUUGUGUCCUUCGGCAAAAAGCUUCUGGACUUCAUCAGUCACCCUUUUGAAGGCGUAUUCGGUGGUUUCGAGAAGCGUUUUGUUGAGUUGUUGUACGGUGAGCUUGAUAUCCUCUUCAGCCUUAACCGCAGCGCUAUAGACAGAAUCAAUGGUCUUGGUCAACGCAUCGUCUGCAGAAGUGAGAUUUAA
Molecule: messenger RNA, 960 nt
Organism: Babesia ovata
Lineage: Eukaryota; Apicomplexa; Aconoidasida; Piroplasmida; Babesiidae
Exons: 2
Coding region: 1-960 (319 amino acids)
Source: RefSeq, a predicted model, not a curated record